Homarus americanus (American lobster) is the source of this 864-nucleotide messenger RNA. RefSeq lists its product as uncharacterized. Gene Ontology annotation, biological process: synapse organization. The coding region runs from base 538 to 864 and encodes 108 amino acids. Gene Ontology annotation, cellular component: neuron projection membrane. The record is from RefSeq and is a predicted model, not a curated record. NCBI's taxonomy places the organism in Eukaryota, Metazoa, Arthropoda, Malacostraca, Decapoda, Nephropidae. The transcript is spliced from 5 exons.
CCUAACCCCACAUAACCUAACCUAACCCCACAUAACCUAAGCUAACCUAAACAAAACGAUUCUAUUGGACAUCUACGUCUGGUGGUUUUAUUGAUUUUCCUUAGUUAAAAUGUCUAAUUGUCUUACUAUUAUUUGUAAACUCUCACUGAGGAACAGAUGAAUAUGGUGAAAGUUUAAUUCAGAAGCUGAGUUUUGGGCAGAAGAAGAAGAAGAAGAGGGAGAAGAGGGAGAAGAAGAGGGAGAAGAAGAGGGAGAAGAGGAAGAAGAAGAAGAAGAAGAAGAAGACAUCAUUUUAAGAGUGUGUGUAUAGGUGGAGGUGUGGUAGGCCUAAAGCAUCUAGACGUGGGCGGUGAGGGCGGUCUUAGACAUCCAGGUUGUGAGGGGUGUCCUCGAAAUCAGCUUGUGAGCGGCUUAAGACAGCGGCAGUAAGGGACAGAAGCGUUAAGUCUGCAACAUCAUCUUGCAAGUGCCGUGGGAGGCUUAAGACGCCAGGUAGUGGGCGUUUUGGGCGGCUUGAGGUGACACCUGGUGGGCGGGAUGUGGUCGUGGGCGGCUCUAAUACUCCUCCUAAGCCACGUCUGCCUCGGGGGAUUUACAGGUACAGACGGACACAGACUUACAGACAAGGAAGAGUUACCGGCCCACAAGCGUCAGUCUGUACAGUAUUCAACGUUAGUCGGUCCGUCUUUCAUCAACGCCUCCAUCCACGCCCACGCCCACGCGCCCAUCGGCCAGACAGCCUACCUCACCUGUGUGGUUAGGAAUCUCCACAACUACACGGUGUCGUGGGUGAGAGCCAGAGAUAUUCACCUGUUGACAGCUGGUGAGACAACGUAUACAUCUGACAACAGUCCACCUUUUUAG